AUGCUUGUAUUUCUUGUUAAGAAUGGUGCAGAUACUAAUAUCGUGUAUAACAAAAGAAGAACUCCUCUUCAUAUAGCAACCGCAAAAUUUUGUCUUAAUUUUAAUGUCUGUGAACAUCUUAUUUUAAAUGGUUGUGAUGUCAAUGCAAAAGAUAUUGAUGGGAAAACUGUUCUUCAUUAUGUAGCAUCUACUCAUAUUUUGGCAUUGGCAGAGAUUUUUGUUUCACAUGGAGCAGACAUCAAUGCCAAAGAUAAUGAAAAUCAAACACCGCUUCAAAUCGCAUCUAAGGAUGAAGUUAGUAAAGAUAUUGCAGAGUAUCUAAUGAAUCUUGGCAAAGAGCAUGAGCAUUCUUCUGUUUAA
Molecule: messenger RNA, 360 nt
Organism: Trichomonas vaginalis G3
Lineage: Eukaryota; Parabasalia; Trichomonadida; Trichomonadidae
Product: fatty-acyl-CoA binding
Exons: 1
Coding region: 1-360 (119 amino acids)
Cellular component (GO): nucleus; cytoplasm
Molecular function (GO): protein binding
Source: RefSeq, a predicted model, not a curated record